AUGGAAAACCUUCGAACUGUCAAUUUCAAGGCUUAUAUGGAUGCAAAUAAUUUGAAGAGUCGCAGAAGGAUGAUAAAAACCUCUAGUGCUACAAACCUCGACAAGAAUGAAUUUUCUGUUAAAAAUGCUGAAUAUCAUUCCAUUCGCUGUGAAAUUUGUUCUGAACCUUUUCACAUCAGAAAGCGAUUACCAAAGUUGCUACCUUGUGAACACAAUUUUUGUGAACAGUGCAUUUUCUCGCUUUGUUGCCAUCAACAGUAUUAUUUAUUAGACUCGAUUAACUGUCCCACGUGCCACACCGAAUUCAAUACCUCAACAGCUCUUGCUGCUACUACUAAUUAUGGUUUAUGUCAAUUAUUGGAGGCAAUACAAGUGCAACAAAUAGGGACUAGCAGUGAUGCCAAUAUAACUGUCAUCCAUGUCCCUGACAAUAAUUGUAUCAUGAGAAACAGGCUGUUUUACCACCAAAAAGAUGACGAUGAUUGCUUGCGUGUGGUAUGUCUGGAAUGCUGUGUAAAUAGACACAAUGGUCACAAAUUGGUAACUCUGAAUGAACUCGAACAUGAACACCAAAAACUGAUUGGAGAUUUGCGUACCUUACAACAAAGCAUUCAGAAAAUAAACAAAUGGAUAGAAGCCAGUUUAAAAGUGCUCAGUGAAGAUCCUGUGAUGUCUGCAAUAGACUUUACUGCAUUAUGCAAAGCGAAACAAAACCUUCGGAAUGAAUGUGAAGCUGAUAUGAAAUUUGCCCUGUCGGUUUUAGAAAACGGUGAUACAACUCCCUUACCGCCUACAGCUUUGCAGAGGAUGAGGCAGCACCAGUAUCACAAUAGCGCCAGAUUACAUAAAUUGUUACAUUUUAUCGAGAAAUGUAACCAAUCAAUCAAACAACGCUGUAAUCGAAGCAUUAAAGUGGACACUUCAACAUCCCAUUCGUCGCUAUUUUCUGUGGGCCAUCAAACGCGUAUCACUCUCUGCAAUAGUGCUUCCGAUGAUCGAUCAGCAGCAGAAGCAAUUGCAGCGAUAUUGGCAGUUGCCUUGAAUCGUAGAUCACGUAACGGAAGCAGAAACAGAAUGGCAGUUGUAGAAGAAGCCAUGAAAGUAAUGAGUAAGAAAAGCUCAACAAAAACCGUACGACGCGCAGCUCUUCUGUGUUGCGCGAAACAGCUGCGCGAAUUUAUCGACGAGAGCAUCAGUGCGCAAUCAAUACUUCUUUACAUCGAUGCAUAUUUGCAUAUAUUUUACCAGUUAAAUAAUCUGGUGACACGAUUUCCAUCCGAUGACGAUAGUGAAGACAUAGCAGUAGUAACACGGUGGGACAUUUGGAAACUGAUACAAGUGGUAUAUAGUGAUCUGAUGAGAUAUGCAGCCAAGUAUUGGGAAAGUGACGGAAGUGAACGAGUAGACUUGGUGGAUGACUUGGCUUUCCUCUGCUCACUUUACUCGGAUGUAAGCGAUGAAGCAACGAUCACUAUUUGCAUGAUUGAAGCAGCUCGUGCUCGAGCUGCUGUUGCAGCAGGAGCAGUAGCUAUCUCUGCUACCACUGUCAGUAACUCCUGCGAGAAAAUGAGCGGAAGUGAGGAUGAUCGACGAAUCACAAUGAAUAUUAGACUUAAUUUAAUCGAUGAACAUCUGCUGGAAUGUCGGCGAGUACAGAAGCUUCAACGGUUACGUGCAGCUACCGUUACAAGGCAUCAGAAAUGUGCUCGUCAACAGUCGCUGAAAGGACUAUGGAAACUUCUUUCUACGUGUUUUGACAGAUUUUCACAACAUCAGUGA
This is a messenger RNA of Loa loa (African eye worm), 1779 nucleotides long. RefSeq lists its product as hypothetical. Gene Ontology annotation, biological process: protein ubiquitination. The record is from RefSeq and is a predicted model, not a curated record. Lineage: Eukaryota; Metazoa; Nematoda; Chromadorea; Rhabditida; Onchocercidae. The transcript is spliced from 12 exons. Gene Ontology annotation, molecular function: ubiquitin protein ligase activity. The coding region runs from base 1 to 1779 and encodes 592 amino acids.